Molecule: messenger RNA, 1228 nt
Organism: Budorcas taxicolor (takin)
Lineage: Eukaryota; Metazoa; Chordata; Mammalia; Artiodactyla; Bovidae
Gene: ZNF575
Product: zinc finger protein 575
Exons: 4
Coding region: 432-1169 (245 amino acids)
Source: RefSeq, a predicted model, not a curated record
CUCUGCGCCUGCUCGCCAACUCGUUGGCCUGGCGCACCCACCCACUCCUUCCUUUCCAUCUCCUCCGCAGCAGCCCCCGCGAGCCGCGACUGCGCAUGCGAACUGACGCCCCCACCGGCUCGGCGUGGGAGGAGGGGAUGGAAAUAAGGCUGGGCCCAGCAGCUCGCGCGCGCUCCCUCCUUUUCCCUUCCGUCGCUGGGCGCGCGCCGGGUGGUGCAGCUCCCCAGCAUCCGAAGGCAGGGCUGCAGUGGCCACGGCCGCCGAGGGAGGGGCCCGGAGCCCCGCCCCCAGGGAGGGGCCGUCCGCAGGUCUCCCCUCUCCUCUUCACGUCUCCAGCACCACUCCGGGGUUAAAAGGCAGUGCACGCGGCGUCAAUGGACUGAGACUGAGCCAAGAGCCGGGUCCUCCCUCUAGGUUUCUGGGCCAGCAAGAUGCUGGAGCGAGAGGCGGAGUCUGCGGCCGGGGGCGCCGAGCCUAGUCCCACUGACAAGGAGCCUGUGACCAAAGGAGAAGCUCCCGACCAGGGCCCGCCGCAGAAGCCCAGCCAGUCUGUUCCAGAGCCCGCUGCCUCCACGGGGGCGCCUUCCCGACCCCGCCGGCGACCCCCGCCCCAGCGCCCGCACCGCUGCCCCGACUGCGACAAGGCCUUCUCGUACCCGUCCAAGCUGGCCACACACCGGUUGGCACACGGCGGCGCCCGCCCCCACCCGUGUCCCGACUGCCCCAAAGCCUUCUCCUACCCCUCCAAGCUGGCCGCCCACCGCCUCACGCACAGCGGCGCCCGCCCGCACCCGUGCCCGCACUGCCCAAAGGCCUUCGGCCACCGCUCCAAGCUGGCAGCCCACCUCUGGACCCACGCGCCCACCCGCCCCUACCCAUGCCCCGACUGCCCCAAGUCCUUCUGCUACCCCUCCAAGCUGGCGGCCCACCGCCACACGCACCAUGCCACCGACGCCCGCCCCUAUCCUUGCCCACACUGCCCCAAGGCUUUUUCAUUCCCCUCCAAACUGGCGGCCCAUCGCCUGUGCCACGACCCCCCGACCGCGCCGGGCAGCCAGGCCACGGCGCGGCACCGCUGCUCCAGCUGCAGUCAGGCGUUUGGCCAGAGACGCCUUCUACUCGUUCACCAGCGCAGCCACCAGGCGGAGAGCCCCGGGGAGCGGGAGUGAGCGCUCCUCUUGGCUCUGUGGCUCCUUCUUCUGCCAGCCCCGGUCAAUAAAAAGGUGGC